AUGCCAAGCAAUAGAAAAAUAUCUCAAAAAGUGGAGGCUUUUGAUAGUAAUGUAUCAAAAAGAGGAAAAGUUCCUCCUUCUUUAGUAAAGAAAGGAAGAAAGCACCCAGUAGGCCCAACACUUUUAGUUGUCUUUAUCUUUGUUGUUAUUGGAUCAGUUAUCGUUCAAAUGUUAAGUAUAAUACAGAAAUCUAAAAUUUUUGAAUGA
Messenger RNA from Plasmodium gallinaceum, 207 nucleotides. Its product is annotated as ribosome associated membrane protein RAMP4, putative. Bases 1 to 207 code for a protein of 68 amino acids. NCBI's taxonomy places the organism in Eukaryota, Apicomplexa, Aconoidasida, Haemosporida, Plasmodiidae. Gene Ontology annotation, cellular component: endoplasmic reticulum. The record is from RefSeq and is a predicted model, not a curated record. The transcript has 2 exons. Gene Ontology annotation, biological process: endoplasmic reticulum unfolded protein response.